Limanda limanda (common dab) is the source of this 3964-nucleotide messenger RNA. RefSeq names its product ring finger protein 20, E3 ubiquitin protein ligase (gene rnf20). The transcript has 23 exons. The record is from RefSeq and is a predicted model, not a curated record. Gene Ontology annotation, cellular component: HULC complex; nucleus. Gene Ontology annotation, molecular function: ubiquitin protein ligase activity; metal ion binding. Bases 283 to 3366 code for a protein of 1027 amino acids. Lineage: Eukaryota; Metazoa; Chordata; Actinopteri; Pleuronectiformes; Pleuronectidae.
ACUUUGCAAGAUCUUAUCUGGACAAGUUAACUUACUCCCAAAUUAUUCGAACUGCAUUAAAAAAAUGACAGAGCAGGAAAUGUAAGUGAGCAGCUCAUUUGGAUCCAUGGUGUGAGGGCCGUGUACAAAGCGGUACAAAGCAGGGGGCGCAGAGCCGCAGGGAGUGUUCUCCCACUUCACACCGCUGACGCUUCCGUUUCCGAGAGGCGAGAAGCCGCAACAUCAACAUCCACAGUCACCAAAUAACAGAAAACUGUUGAAAUUGAAAAAAGGUGUCUGAGGAUGUCGGGCCAGAAACGUCCUGGAGACCCGGGCGGCCCCUCGUCCUCCGGGGCCCCCUCGGAGAAGCGGAGGGAGCGGGACGGAGAGGACGGAGGCCCCGGUGUCAGCGCCGCGGCCGGGGGGAGCACCGCGGUGGAGACGGUCAUCAAACUGGGAGGGGUGUCAAACUCUGAAGAACAAGACAUCAGAGCUCUCCAGGCUAAGAACCGAAAGUUGGGAGAAGCCCUCGAUCAAAGACAGGUGAUUGAGGACGAGUUGCGAGAGAGGAUCGAGAGGCUGGAGACCCGGCAGGCCACCGAUGAUGCCAGUCUGCUGAUCCUCAAUAGAUACUGGAACCAGUUUGAUGAAAACGUCCAACUGAUCAGCAGGCGUUAUGACCAAGCCAGCAUCGAACCUGAGAAAUCUCCGGCGGCUGAGGGCCGGAGCCUGAAGCCAGAUACUCCAGAACCUGAUGGCGACUCCAACCAGGAGAGGGUUAAGGACAGAGGCCACCAGGGAGAGACAUCCAACUCCUUCCUGGCCACGCUGGCUAGCAGCACCAGCGAGGAGAUGGAAGCUGAGCUUCAGGUGAGAGUGGAGUCCAGCCAGAAACAGGCCAAUCGUGUGGUGGAGAUCUACGAGUGUCUGAAGCGCACUGUGGACCAACUGAAGGCAGAGGUGGACCCUGGAACUGAGGGCAGUUUGUGGAAGGCAGCAUCCACACAGAACUCCCUCCUGUCCAGUGAAAAUGAGCGGCUACAACAGCUGUCUGAGGACCUCAAGCAAAAGCACAGUCACAUGACGAGCGAGUCCCGCUCUCUGGGUCGUGCGGCUAACAAAGCAGACCAACGUGUGAGCGAGCUGCAGGUUCUGAUCGAGGAGCUGCAGUGGGACAUGGAGAAGAUCCGCCGCCGGGAAAACCGCCUGAAUGCACACCUGAGUGAGAUCCUGGAGAGGGUGAACAGCAAAGGCUACAAAGUAUGUGGAGAGGCCAGUAGCGUUUGUGGGACCAUUACUAUUAACAAGAGAAAGUUUGAGGAAAUGAACAGUGAGUUGGAGGAGAACCGUGAGCUGGCAGACAACCGCCUCACUGAGCUGCAGAGGCUCCAGCAAGACUUGCAAACUGUUCACCAGGAGAACAACAACAUGAAGGCGGAGCUGAUGUGUCGAGCAGAGGGCCUGGUCAAAGACACUUCAGAGUAUCGCUGUCUGCAGUCACAGUUUUCUGUUCUCUACAAUGAGUCACUAAUCCUCAAGGCUCAAUUAGACGAGACACGCGCUCGUCUCAACACUACCAGGACGGCACGCUUGCGACAGCUGGAACACAUGGAGAAUGAUGAAGUGGCUCUGCAGAGGAAGGUUCGUACAGAGGUGUUUCAGCUGGAGGACACUCUGGCUCAGGUCAGGAAGGAGUACGAGAUGUUGCGAAUAGAAUUUGAACAGACUCUUGCUGCCAACGAGCAAGCAGGUCCUAUUAACAGGGAAAUGCGGCACUUGAUCAGCACACUGCAAACCCACAACCAGCAGAUGAAGGGAGAGGUGGUGAAAUACAAGAUAAGACUGAGGGAGACACAAGCUGAACUCAACCAGGUCCGUGCCUCUAAGGGCAGCGCCAUCCUCCAAUCACAGUCAAGCUCAGAGAACGACGUUAAGGAUGAGACGACCUCUCCUUUGACCCCAGCCGUCUCUGGAGAACCCGCCGUCAAGAGUGAGACUGACAACGGCUCCUCGACUCCCAGCAGCACCGGUGCCUCAGUGAAAACAGAGCCUGGCGUGGAACCAGAGGCAACAGUAAAAGAGGAGGAGAAAGACGAGAAGAAAGAGAGGGAGGAAAAGAAAGAAAAGGACACUUUAAAGAAAGAAGAGAAAGACAGAGAACGGGACAAAGAGAAGGAAAAGGAGAGAGAUAGGCCGUCCCGCAGCAGUGGGAGCAGCAGCAGUGUGAUAAAGGAAGAGAAGGAGAAGUCCGGGAGCAGUGGCCAACCAGAAGAGUCAGCUGGGGAGCGUCUGUCUGUGGUAGGAGGGUCAAAGAGGAAGGAGAUGGAGCAGCUGAAGAUUGUCAGAGCAGAACUCAAGAAAGCCCAGGAGUCCCAGAGGGAGAUGAAGCUGCUGCUGGACAUGUACCGCUCAGCACCCAAAGAGCAGAGGGACAAAGUCCAGCUCAUGGCUGCAGAGAAAAAGUCCAAGUCCGAGGGAGAGGAGCUGCGGCAGAGGCUAAAGGAGCUGGAGGAGCGGGAGAGGAGGGAGGGCAAGAAGAUGGCAGAUGAAGAGGCUCUGAGGAAGAUUCGCUCUGUGGAGGAGCAGAUUGACAUCCUCAAUAAGAAGCUCUCUAUAGCCAAACAGGAGGAGGACGCACUGCUGAGUGAGAUGGAUGUGACAGGACAGGCCUUCGAGGACAUGCAGGAACAGAACAUCCGGCUGAUGCAGCAGCUCAGAGAAAAAGACGAUGCCAACUUCAAGCUGAUGAGCGAGCGGAUCAAGUCCAACCAGAUCCACAAGCUGUUGAAAGAGGAGAAGGAGGAGCUGGCAGAUCAGCUUCUCACCUUAAAAACUCAGGUCGACGCUCAGCUGCAGGUGGUGAGGAAGCUUGAGGAGAAGGAACGCCUCCUGCAGGGCACCAUCAGCACUGCUGAGAGAGAGUUGGCACUUAGAACACAAGCCUUGGACAUGAACAAACGCAAGGCUCAGGAAUCUGCAUUGCUGUCGGAGGAGGUGCGAACUCAGCUGGAGCAGGUUCAGCAGAGGCUCGGCUUGGUCCGAGAGGAGGUGGUUGAGAACAGUAUCUCCAGGGAGAAAGAGUCUUUUAAUGCUCGACGAGCACAGGAGGACAUCUCCAAACUUAGGAGAAAGAUUGAAAAGGCCAAGAAACCAGCUGAGAAAAUAAGCAAUGGAGACGACAUGUUAAAUGAAGAAAUCAAUGAUUACAAGGCACGUCUAACAUGUCCGUGCUGCAACUCCCGGGUGAAGGACGCUGUACUGACUAAGUGCUUCCACGUCUUCUGCUUCGAGUGCGUCAAAACCCGCUACGACACACGCCAGAGGAAGUGCCCCAAAUGCAACGCCGCCUUCGGAGCAAACGACUUCCAUCGCAUUUACAUCGGCUAAAGCAGCAGACCCCUCCCCCCCUACCACCACCACCACCACCACCUCUGCAACGACUUGCAAGGAAAAGGGUCAACGAUUUCAGCAGCAGUACAAGCACUGCCGGGAGCAUCACUGCACUCCAGUGGCUCCUCCUCUCACGGCGCCCUCACACGCAUCUGUGCGUCUGCAGGAGACUCGGUGUGAAAUCUUCUCCUCUCGAUGAUUCCAGGCUCACGGGGCCGCGUUUGAUGCUCUGAUCUGAACGCUUUAAAAGUUUUUGUUUUAGUUUUAAACGAGUGCAUUCAGCUCCAGUAUCCACUACUUCACUGUAAGCUUUCAGAUACUGGAGCGAGAAGAGAGUAGAGAAAAUCAGGUUUGUGUUGGUAUCAGGUUUGGCAGAAAAAAAAUUAGUACCAUGCGAAAAAAACAGCAUUCCUUCCAGUGUAGUGGAUGUUUGUAUCAUGUUGUGUAUGUAUAUACCAUAUGUCAUUACCGUUUCUUUCCUUUUUUUUUUAUUUUGAAAGCUGCUUCUUCUUUCUCCAAUCUGUUCUCUAAAAUCUCCAGACUUGAUUAUGUGUAAUUUGCUGUUUGCUGGUUAAUAAAUUGCCAUCAAAACGUU